Messenger RNA from Hyaloscypha bicolor E, 783 nucleotides. RefSeq names its product nagb/rpia/CoA transferase-like protein. Gene Ontology annotation, biological process: pentose-phosphate shunt; carbohydrate metabolic process. The record is from RefSeq and is a predicted model, not a curated record. The transcript has a single exon. Gene Ontology annotation, molecular function: 6-phosphogluconolactonase activity. The coding region runs from base 1 to 783 and encodes 260 amino acids. Lineage: Eukaryota; Fungi; Ascomycota; Leotiomycetes; Helotiales; Hyaloscyphaceae.
AUGGCAAGACAGCCAAACCUCUUCGCAUUCCCCUCUGUGGAUGCGCUUGCCACCACCCUCAGAGCCUACAUCAUCAGCUGCCAAACAGCCGGCCUCCACCGUCAUGACUCCUUCAAGGUAGCAGUGUCCGGCGGCUCGCUGCCGAAGACGCUCGCGCACGCUCUCCUCGUGCCCCCUAGCUCCGCAGAAGACACCGUCAAGUUCGACAAGUGGGAGAUAUUCUUCGCCGACGAGCGAGCCGUGCCUCUCGACCACGAAGACUCGAAUUACGGCCUCCUCAAGACGGAGCUCUUGGACAAGAUCCCGGAGGAGAUGGGCAAGCCGCUCGUUCACCCUAUCGAUGUUGCACACUUGGAUGAUACUCAAGAGCUCGCGGAUCAAUAUGAGCAGCUUCUAGUUAAGAGCUUUGCGCAGAGGGACAGUGUCAAGCUGCCUAUCUUCGAUUUACUGCUCUUGGGAUGUGGACCUGAUGGACAUACCUGCAGUUUGUUCCCUGGACAUGAGCUGCUGAGAGAGACAGCUGCUUGGGUUGCGCCGAUUGAGGACUCGCCGAAGCCGCCCCCAAAGAGAAUUACGCUCACGCUCCCGGUUGUUACACACGGAGUCAAGAUCGCAUUUGUAGCUACAGGCAGUGGAAAGAAGGAGAUUUUGAAGAAGAUCUUUGAGGAAGGCGCUGGUUUACCCUGUGCUUUGGUCAAUGAGGGUGCUGGCGAGAGAUGCAGCUGGUUCACUGAUACCGCUGCUGUGGAAGAAGUGAGCUUUCCUCGGAGAGGCAGCCUUUGA